This is a messenger RNA of Myotis davidii, 965 nucleotides long. Its product is annotated as leukocyte immunoglobulin-like receptor subfamily B member 4. Lineage: Eukaryota; Metazoa; Chordata; Mammalia; Chiroptera; Vespertilionidae. The record is from RefSeq and is a predicted model, not a curated record. Bases 120 to 575 code for a protein of 151 amino acids. The transcript has 6 exons.
UAUGACUGCUGUGAGGUGAGAGGAGAUGAGGGACAGACCCUGGCACAUAGUAGGUACUCACGAAAUGGCAUCAUUGGCUCAUUCAUGACAUCACCCUUGUCCAAGGUCUCAAAUGGUACAUGAUCAUCCUGAUCGGGGUCCCGGUGGCCCUGGUCCUGCUUCUCUCCCUCCUCCUCUUAUUCGUCCUCCGACACCGAUGUCAGAGCAAAGGCAGGAUGUCAGGGACCACAGACCCAGAGCCCAAGGACAGAGGCCUUCAGAGCAGCUCCAGCCCAGCUGUGGACGCCCAGGAGGAGCACCUCUAUGCUGAUGUGACGGACCUGCAGCCUGGGGAGAGCGUGGAGCUGGACCCUCGGCAGAACAGGCAGGAUGAAAGCCCCCAGGGAGUGACGUACGCCCAGGUGAACCACUCAAGACCAAGACCUGGGCCGGGAAUGGCCACCUCUCCUUCCUCCCCUUCUGGGGGUUUGCUGGACCAGAAGGGAAGACAAGCAAAAGCGGACAGUCAGGCUGCUGCGUCUGAUGCCCUCCCACAUACAGCCUAUGCCCUGCUGAAAUGCUCGGCCCUCAGAUAGAGGACAACACCCCCUUCCUCCCAUCAGAGGAGCCCCCAGAUGAGUCCAGUGUGUACGCUGCUCUACCCAUCCACUAGCCCAGACCCCACAGUGCAGAGAGAGGGCCUGCCAGGACCCCUGAGGGCACUGGAGCGACCCCCAUGGACACUCAGUGCCCUGGCCAGUCUGGAGAUCUGACGUGGACCCCCAACUGCUCCUGGGAUGCCCCUGGGAGUCACCUGAUUCAUCAAUCACAGAUGACUAAUAUCCCUACAUUAUGGAAUCAAAGCAACAAACUUCUCAAUAACCAACGUGUGAAUUGAUUAUUGACAGGAAGUGAGCGAAUGCUUUCAAUGAAUGAUCAUGUAAAUAUUAUGCAUCAAGCCUAUGAAAUAAAAAAAUUAAGAGGCA